CCCGGAAGCGGCGCGGGCCGGGCCCGGACGGAGCCGUGUCCCCGCUCCGGGCCGUGUCCCCGCUCCGUCACUCGCGGCCCCUCUGGGCCCCGCGGGGUCCGGGAAGGCCCGCGCAGCCUGCGCUCGACUCCAGCUGUCGGAAGGCUUGUCCUGCCCGCUAGAAGGGAUCGCUGUUCAGUAGCGCAUCGUUUGGUUUGUACAGGCGCCUAAAGAUGAACGCCAAGACGGCCAUAGAUCGAAUUAUGGGCAAGGGGGGGCUAAAGUCGGGCAACUCCAGAGCUGACAGCGGGCUCGAGAAGGGUAAGCAGGAGGGCGCUGCCCCGCGGAAAUCCAUGGAGGAGGUGGCGGCAGGCAGAGUGACGGAGCCGGAGAGGAGCGGGCUCCUGCAGAAAAUACUUUCCCUUGAGAAAGAAAAAGAAAAAUACAAUCACCUUCUUGGAGAGAAGGACAAAGAAAUCCAAAACCUGAAAGACAAGCUCAGGUCCAAAACCAAGAACAGUGAAGUCUCCUUAUUACAAAAUCAACUAGAGGAAAAAACAAAGGAAGCAGAAAAGAGAGAACAGUUACUUUGUUCUCUAUCAGAAGAAAUGAACCGGUUAAAAUGUAAUUUAUCUGCAGCCAUGGCAAAAUGCUCUGAUCUUGAGAACAAAACCAGUAGUACUUCUCAGGCAGCCCAGGAAGGUGCAACAAACAGCACUGAAGUUGAAAGACAAUUGAAAGAUGCUCUUGAGAAAAACCAGCAGUGGCUACUGUAUGACCAGCAACGGGAAGCAUAUGUCAGGGGAUUGCUUGGAAGGAUCUUUGAACUUGAACAGAAGACAGAAAUAGUUAGCUGGCAAGAACCUAGAUCAAAUUCAGAAGGUCAUCUACAAAGGGAAAAGCAAGAAUACCAUGACCAGCUGUUACUAGCUGCUAGGAAUGAUCAUGAGACUGAAAGACGCACUAUAACCCAGCUGAGAUUUGAACUUGAUGAACUUAAAAAGACAUACGAAGAAACACAAGGGGAAAUGAUGAGUUUAAAUGCCUUAUUGCAGUCACAACGGGUUGCUGAAUUGAAGACUCAAGAAAAUGAAAAUAAAAUGAAAGAGGAAGCACAAAGACUAAAACAAGAAAAUGAAACUAUCAAAGAGCAGCUCAGAGAAGAAAAAGAAAAGUCUGAGGAACUUUUAUGUCAGGUGCAACUUCUUCGUAAAUCAUUGCUCAGACAGGAGGCAGAACACACAAGAAUAGCUUUGUUGGAACAACAGUUUUUCACUUUGUUGGGCUGCCAGAUCCAGAUAUGCACCACGGACUUAGAGAAUGGAAAGCUUGAUCGCCAGAACUUGAAGCAUGAGUUAAACCAUGUUCUCAAGGAGUUGCGCAAGGCCAAGGAGAAAAUAACCCGUCUGGAGCCUCUGAAACUCCGAGAAUCUGGACAUAUGGAAUCACAAGAAGAUUUGCAAGCUGUAUUUGACAAGAAGCUGACCACAUAUGACAGAAGUCCUCCCCUGAAACAUUCCAGCUGCCUUGAUGAAAGUUUUCUCGAGUGUCCCAGAUGUAAAGUGCCAUAUCCAACGAGCCAGCAUAGAGAAUUACUAGCACACAUUGACUUCUGUACAGCUUGAGCUCCAAAUGAACUUACUAUUUUUGCUUCAUA
Messenger RNA from Cyanistes caeruleus (blue tit), 1636 nucleotides. The record is from RefSeq and is a predicted model, not a curated record. NCBI's taxonomy places the organism in Eukaryota, Metazoa, Chordata, Aves, Passeriformes, Paridae.